AUGUCUACGAAUUUUUAUAAUUUGCAAUGGAAGCAGGCUAUCAAAGAGCUCACCCUUCAACUUAACAUGGAAAUGCACCCUCUAGAUGAGAAUCUAGAAACGAAGGGAAUAAAAUAUAAGAGAAGUGAUGUAGAGUGGUUUAAUUACUAUGCUCAUUUAUACAUUCGAUAUAUAGAAUGCUAUAAGAGAUUAGAAGAUAGUUAUGAUUAAAUGAUUAACCCUCAAAAAAGAGUGCUUCUCAAGGAGCUCUUAGAUAAUACAACAUUAAGAAUGAUAUAAGUCAAAAAGGAUUUAAUAUACUAUAAUACGACCACUAAUAGCGUGCGUAGUGAAUAUCCAAAUCUAGAUGAUACACUAAAAGAUUUAAAGAUGACACCUGAAGCGCUUAAAAUUCCUGUUCCUAAAUAUUUGGUUGAGGAUAACUAAGAAGAUAGAGAUAAAAGAAACUAGAUGAUUAAAAAAUUAAUGAUGAAUUUCCACGAAACAACUGCUCCAGAAGAAGAAAUUUUUGUAGAAAGAGCAACAUUUUUUGACAAUAAAAUUGAACAUGCUAUUUGUUGUAUAUAAAAAAAUGAAAGAGGUCGUUAGGGUAUUGAAAGAGCAUUAAUUGCUAAAACUCUAAGAAAGUAAGACCACUAAAGAAUUGAAAAAAAUAACAAACUGAGAUAAGGACAUGAUAUUGGAGAGGAGACUGAAAGAGAAGCUGCUGUUUUAGUAGUUUAAAAAUACUAUAAAGGAUUUAAAUCAAGAGAAAAGGUUUACUUCAUGAGAUAAUAGGAAUUAGAGUUUUUAGGAAUAAUCAAAAAACCUACUGACCCCAAUGAUCCUAAUUCAGAUGAGUACAAGUAGAGAAUAAAUAGAGAAGAAGUCAAAAAGAAAUAAAUCGAAGCAAAUAAAAGUUAUAAAUAAGCAAUUGAAGACAUAAAAGCUGAUUACUUAGAAUUCUGGGGUGAUGAAAUAAGAGAUAAAAUGCUCCAAGAAAGAAGGGAGUGGAUUCAUGAUUUCCUUAAUAAAAGGGAAUUCAAAGGUCUCCCUAAAAAGGCAAAAGAAUUUUAUGAUAAAGAUAAAGUUGCUUUACCUCCUACCCCUGAAGAAGAAGAAUUGUAAAGAAUGCUUGAUGAAUAGAAAAAGAAGGAGAAAAAGAAAAAGAAAGAAGCUAAGAAAGCAGGCAAAAAGGGUAAAAAGAAAAAACUCUCAGAAAGAGAAGAAUUUUUAAAAGAAAGAGCUUGCAAAGGUCCUUCUGAAGCCGUUCUCAAAAUAUAGGAAAAAAUAGAAAAGCAUACUUAAUCUUGGGUCAAUCAAAAAGAUAAAGUUACUGAAUUUGAUGAAGAAAUGAUAAAAGAUGCAGUAUUACCUGAAGUAGAAGAAAAUAUCAAGACUCUUGUGGAUGAUAUGAUAGAUAUGGAGUUGGCCAACAUGAGACUCAGAUAUAAAAUCAAGAAACCCAAGAAAUCCAAAAAGAAGAAGAAAAAGAAGAAGAAGAAAAAAAAAGCCAAAAAGGUGCCAGGAAUGAAAUAAAACAAAAACAGAGAUCCAAGAGAUAUGCUGGCAGAACUGAUAGAUUGCGGCAUGGUUAAGUAUCUUGAAAAAGCUAAGAUGGAUGAUUUGAUUGGAUCUCCAAAUUAUCUUAGAAUUACUUAAGAGGCUAAGCAAGAAUUAUAGCCUGAUCCUAGUAUGUUUGAUAUCAGAAACUAUUUGGUUGAGAAUCUCGCUAUUCCAUUGGGUACUCCUUACAUCAAAGAAAAUUUGGAAAGAAUGAAUUUUUUCCACUUCUUUGGUCCUCACGGCUCUGGAAAAACAUUAGCAGUAAGAGCACUUUAAUAUGAGACAGAUUCAAUGGUUAUAGACUUGUCUCCUAGUGCUUGGGAGAAACUUGAUGUUGCCUACCACGAUAAAGAGGGUAUAGCAAGAAUUUUGUAUAUGUCAUUUACUGUUGCUAAGAAAUAUCAACCAGCUAUUAUCUAUAUAGAUGAGGUAGAGAAAAUCUUCAAGGCUAAAAAGAAGAAAAAGAAGAAAAAAAGUGGUGCUACCUCUGACCCUCUAGCAGCCCCAACAGUAUCGAUGGCCAAGGUAAAGAAACCACUAAUGAAAUUCAAGAAGGCUAAAUACUUAAAGAAGGAAGAUAGAGUUGCGGUCAUUACACACACUACUCAGCCUUGGGGCUGCUCAAAAAAAAUGCUAAAGAAAUUUACAGAGAAGAGGGUUUACUUCCCAUAUCCAUCGUAUGGAAAUAGAAAGAACUUAGUUGAGUUUUUCUUAAGAAAAUUUGGUUUCUAGUUUGAUCAUAAUUUCCCUACCUCUACACUGGCUCAUGUUACAGAGGGGUACACUCCAGGAAAUUAUUUCGAGGCAUUCUAAAAGGUUUUGACUGAGCGCAGACUUCUACAAUUGAAGGAAAGGCCUAUGACUAUAAAUGAGUUUAUCGUCCCUCUCUCUAAUCAACCUAAUACAUAUCUUCAGGAAUAUAUUAAAUUUAGAGAAUUUUGGGAUGAAAUUUCUGGAGUCAAAGCACGCAGAAAGAAGAAGCUAAAUCCCGAUGGCGAUGAUGAUAAAAAAGGAAAGAAAGGGAAAAAAGGUGGUAAAGCUAAGAAAAAGAAGAAAUGA
Messenger RNA from Tetrahymena thermophila SB210, 2604 nucleotides. Its product is annotated as AAA family ATPase. The record is from RefSeq and is a predicted model, not a curated record. The transcript is spliced from 12 exons. NCBI's taxonomy places the organism in Eukaryota, Ciliophora, Oligohymenophorea, Hymenostomatida, Tetrahymenidae. Gene Ontology annotation, molecular function: ATP binding; protein binding; ATP hydrolysis activity.